This is a messenger RNA of Diachasmimorpha longicaudata, 1217 nucleotides long. RefSeq lists its product as uncharacterized. Gene Ontology annotation, molecular function: DNA binding; structural constituent of chromatin; protein heterodimerization activity. The coding region runs from base 172 to 528 and encodes 118 amino acids. NCBI's taxonomy places the organism in Eukaryota, Metazoa, Arthropoda, Insecta, Hymenoptera, Braconidae. Gene Ontology annotation, cellular component: nucleus; nucleosome. The record is from RefSeq and is a predicted model, not a curated record. The transcript has 4 exons.
GGGCAACUGUUGUUUACAUUGAGAAAUGUUGUGAUGAUUAGGAUGAUUAGUGAUGCUUCAUAACCCUCUUCAUACGAUAAAAAUCAAAUUAAUUGUGUGAAGAGAGGGUGCAGACCGUUAUUAGACGAAUAAAGGUGUUAUAGGCUUUUUGAUCAUUUAAUAGUUGCGGAAAUGGUGAGGAGAAAGGCAGAGGCGAGGAAGUCCGGGGCGAAUUCGAAGUCUCAGAAUAAAGGAAAAUCUAAGACGGAAACGCUGGUGAACCGCAGACGUAGAGUUAAACCAGGUGUCAAAGCACUGCAAGAGAUAAGACAACUCAGGAGGUCAACCAAAUUGCUCAUACCCAAACUACCAUUUUCGAGGCUCGUUAGAGAGAUCAUUCGUGAUCUCUUCCCCAGGGAGAACAUUGAUAGUUCUAUGAGCAACAAUAGGAAUGAUCUUCUAAACUGCCUCUCUGAAUAUUUAACAUUGAUUGAAGAAUGCAAGCCACAGCACUGGAAGCACUUCAAGAAGCAACUGAAACCUACCUAGUACAAUUCUUCGAGGACUCAAUACUUCUCGCAUUCCACUGUAGACGAGUAACCUUGAUGCAACGUGAUAUGGUACUAAUGAGAAGACUCCGAGGGCGUGAUGACGUUAUCAACAGAUAGCCGAAAAUACUUCAUACAAUGAUUGCCAUAAAUGUUUUUACUGAGCCAGACGUACGUCAUGACGAAUACAGCAGUGAAAUGAUAAAACCUAAGUCAUAUCAAUUAUUUCAUCUCGAAAGCAAAUCAUUUUUUUUAAAAGGGACUUUCGACAGUCAAAAGUAUCUUCUUUCUAUUAAACAAAACCGGCGGCUUCAGACAUUGAUUCACCGCACUAAAGAAAUAUUGAAGUCAAUUAUCACUUGAAUUCUGAAUCAAUCCAGACGAGGCAUUGAUAUGGGCAUAAUAAAUAUAGUUUUCUACGUGUGCUUACAUGCAAAGUCACGAUGAAAUCACCACUAAGUACAAAAAUCAAUGAAUCCUUUUGUAUAAUCUUUGAUUAUGAUUGUAUAAAAAAUGAAUGUACAUUGAAAAUUAUGUUGAAUACUUGAUCUAGUGUCUAACGAGUAAAUAAUUUUUUUAAUGUGAAACCGCAACAUUAUACUUAUGACUGUCGCAUGUAGUACCAACGGCGUGAAAGAAUUGAACGACCUUAAUACAUUUUGGAAAAUAAUAAAUGGAGUAUAAAAAUUA